AUGGGAAUCGAUGGUAACAACAUCUUAGCUGAAAGCUUAAAAAAACAGGGCGUGGAAUAUGUGUUUGGUAUAGUGGGUAUACCGGUGAUUGAAACAUCUUUAGCAUUUCAAGCUGCUGGAUUGAAAUAUGUAGGAAUGCGUAAUGAACAAGCAGCAUGUUAUGCAGCGCAAGCAAUUGGUUAUCUUACUGGAAAGCCAGGUGUAUGCUUGGCUGUCUCAGGGCCUGGUCUCCUUCACUGCAUUGGAGGUAUGGCCAAUGCCCAAGUGAAUUGUUGGCCAUUACUUGUCAUCGCCGGGUCUUGUCCAGAAGACCAUGAAGGUAUAGGAGGCUUUCAAGAAUGGCUUCAGGUUGAAUCAAGUCGUAUGUACUGCAAAUAUGCAGCAAGACCGCCGUCGCCACGCCUCAUACCGCUUCAUGUAGAAAAAGCAGUUCGUCUUGCAUCGGCUGGACGUCCCGGAGUCUCCUACCUCGAUAUGCCUGCAACGCUACUCACGGCAGAGGCAGAGGAAGAUAAGGUGCCUCUGGACUAUUACAAUGCUAGUCCUAUCAAGCUUGCACAUCCUGACCCAACUUUAGUGGAUCAAGCAGUAGAUUUGCUUUCCAAAGCCGAACGCCCUUUGAUUAUCAUAGGCAAGGGUGCAGCAUAUGGCAGAGCGGAAGAGGCCGUGAGAAAGCUAGUAGAGAAUACAAAAAUACCAUUCCUGCCUACUCCAAUGGGUAAAGGGGUUGUACCUGACGAAUCAAAACAGUGUGUCUCGUCGGCGCGUACUCAAGCUCUACUCAAAGCCGAUGUGAUCCUUCUAUUGGGUGCCCGCCUUAAUUGGAUGUUGCAUUUCGGACAACCACCUCGAUACUCACCUGAUGUUAAAGUUAUACAAGCCACCACCUCUGCUACGGCAGCGCUGGCCUGGAAGAAAAAAACUAUCGUAGAUACAAUCAAGACAAGAAAUCGGCAUGGAGGGUGUAACUAUAUACCGGAAUUGCUGGAAGAUGUCAAGACCAUCAAAUGCGAACUAGAAGAGCUAAAAGACGCUUGUAAUGCAAACAACAAGCGACCGGACGAGUUCGACGUCAGAAUUACAACGAUGGAGGAAAACGUAUCAGAGAUCAAUCAUAUCAAGAACAAGCUCGCUAUAACGCACGUUGAUCUUGAUCGUAUUCACAGAACAGUGUUUUCGGCGGAAUAA
Molecule: messenger RNA, 1188 nt
Organism: Parnassius apollo (apollo)
Lineage: Eukaryota; Metazoa; Arthropoda; Insecta; Lepidoptera; Papilionidae
Source: the annotation of a GenBank genome assembly